Coprinopsis cinerea okayama7#130 is the source of this 1062-nucleotide messenger RNA. RefSeq lists its product as hypothetical. The transcript has 4 exons. The record is from RefSeq and is a predicted model, not a curated record. The coding region runs from base 1 to 1062 and encodes 353 amino acids. NCBI's taxonomy places the organism in Eukaryota, Fungi, Basidiomycota, Agaricomycetes, Agaricales, Psathyrellaceae.
AUGAAGCGCCUCAGCCUCGACCCGACACAGGAGCGCCCAGCGACCAGGGACGACUCUAGCAACCAGCCCACCACUUCCCUCCCUCCACCGAAGGCGACGAAGGUAUCAACCGGUGAAAAGACAGAUGGAAGCAUCUACUUUAUUGGGAAUGCGACUGUUCUUCUCGAAUGGCAGGGUAUCCGAAUCAUGACCGACCCGAACUUCCUGCACGCUGGCGACCACGUCCAUCUCGGCCCUGGAGUCACGGCCACCAGGGUGAAAAACCCAGCCGUCGACCUGCACGAGCUUCCUCGCGUCGACGCUGUCCUUCUGAGCCACUACCACGAGGACCACUUCGACCGACUCGUCGAAGACUCGUUGAGACGAGACCUACCUAUCAUCACCACCCCUCACGCCCACCACCACCUGGCAGAAGCCAAACCCGGGGGCGAAGCCUUCACCUCCGUCUACUCCCUCGACUUCUUCGAAUCCCUCUUCAUCGACUUCAAGAACCAGUCCGCCGCCUCCGGUGCGAAACAACCAUUGAUCAAGGUUACCGGAAUGCCAGGAAAACACGUACCUCCCGGUCCAGCGCACAUCCUUUCAGCCGCAAACGAGUUGUUGGGAAUGGUCCCGCCUACCAACGGAUGGAUGGUGGAACUCGGGUACGCCUCCGGCCCCGCUGUGGCUCACGAAGCCAACUUUUUUUGCGGGUACCGCAUUUAUAUCAGCGGCGAUACCCUGUUGGUCGACGAGCUGAAGGAAAUUCCGGAGAGGUAUAAGGACCAGAAGAUUGACUUGAUGCUCGUUCAUCUCGGCGGUACCUCGAUUCCAAGCGCCAACUUGCCCUUGAUGAUGGUGACGAUGGACGCUACACAAGGUCUUCAGCUCGUUCAAAUGAUAAACCCCGACGUUACCAUUCCAAUCCACUUCGACGACUACGACGUCUUCAAGAGCCCGCUGGAGGAUUUCAAAAACGCCAUGGAGAAGGCUGGGUUGAGCGACAAAGUCGUUUAUCUGGAUCGAGGGGAUAGCUACCGGUUCCCAGUUUCUCAGAAUGCACGUCCAGUCCAACAGAACUAG